Molecule: messenger RNA, 283 nt
Organism: Paramecium primaurelia
Lineage: Eukaryota; Ciliophora; Oligohymenophorea; Peniculida; Parameciidae
Source: the annotation of a GenBank genome assembly
AAUGAUAAAUGAAGAUAUUUACAAUAAUGCUGAUGAUAGAAUUGUGAUAAUAAUAGUAGGAAAUAAAUUAGAUCUAAUUCAUGAUGGAGUAGAAGUCAGAUGUAUUGCAUAAGAAAAGGUUCAAUAAUUUUGUAAAGCUAAAAACCUUUUGUAUUGUGAAAUAUCAACAAAAACAGGAGAAGGAAUCAAUGAAUUACUUAAUUAACUUACACAUAAUUUAUAAGCUAGGAAAGUCUCACAAGAUGUAUUAUAAUAAAGACCUAGACAAAAUUGUUGUGCUUGA